AUGCCGAAGAAUGCUCUGGACUACAACGGCAAGGAGUGGCCCACGGCAUGCUUCAAUGGAACGGAGGAGCAGCGCUACUUCAUUAUUGGUGACUGGGGUGGCAUCGUUAGUGGCUCCGGACCACCGGUCACAUUUAAGAACCGGCCGACCGUCAUCGAUCCCAUUGACACUCAUGCUCAGACCUAUGUGGCAGACAAGAUGGCUGAAGUCGCUGCUGACUUGAAGCCGAAGUUUGUGCUCAACGUCGGUGACAACUUCUAUCCUGGUGGAAUCAGCAGCCCUGGCACCUGCAACGCCGAGACGGACAAAACAGAUCCGGCGGGGCAGAUCAUCUUCACGAAUGUUUUCGAGAACGUGUACAAGGGCCCUGGUUUGGACGGCGUUGAGUGGUGGGGCGUGCUGGGCAAUCACGACUAUGGAGGCUAUCACUACAAUGUCCAUUGGGAUCAGAACAUCUUCUACACCUGGAAUUCUCCCAAGAGUCGCUGGCUCACGCCCGCCUUGUACUGGAAGCGAACAGCGCAGUUUCGCAACUUCUCCGAAGCUUGCAUGCGUACUGCGAGUGAAGGGGUCGUCGGACAUUUGGGUUGUGACCUUGGGGACAUAGUAGUCUGUGUCUAA
Messenger RNA from Symbiodinium necroappetens, 621 nucleotides. The record is from the annotation of a GenBank genome assembly. Lineage: Eukaryota; Dinophyceae; Suessiales; Symbiodiniaceae.